AUCAAGGUUAACAUCUCAGUCCCUAUCGUUUGUAACAAAAAAAAAAAAAAGGAAAAGAAUUUUUGUUUGAUAAAAUAAAAAUAAAUUUAAAAAAUUGUUUCAUUUAAACAUUUUUGUGCUUCAAACAUAUACAAUGGAGAAAUUGAUGAUGAUGAGAUCUCUCUGCCGUUCGAUCUCACGCCGAUCUUUAACUUUCGUCGCUCCGGCCACCAGCGUAACCACUAACCACCACCUCCUCCGCCGUGGAUUCCAUCAUUCUCCGUCUUCACUUAUUUCCAACACUCGUUCUCCUUUUAUGGGAAUUGGAAGUACACGUUGUUUCAGCGAUGGCUUGACACACUUGCCGGAAAUAAAAGAUGGUGAUAUCAAGCUUGCCUUCAAGGAGCUAAUGGCUGUAAACUGGGGUGAAUUACCAGACGCCGUGGUAAAUAAAACUAAGCGAGCAUUGUCUAAAAGCACCGAAGACAAGGCUAGCCAGGAGGCAUUAGCCAACGUUUUACGUGCUGCAGAGGCAGUUGAAGAGUUCAGCGGGUUCCUUGUGACUUUGAAAAUGGAAAUUGAUGAUAGUGUUGGGUUGAGUGGCGAGGAUGUAAAACCUUUAACAGAUGAUGUUGCUAAUGCGUUAAGUGUAGCAUUUGGACGCUACUAUGCAUAUUUGGACUCUUUUGGACCAGAUGAGGGUUAUUUAAAGAAGAAAGUUGAGAAUGAGCUAGGAAUGAAAUUGAUACACCUGAAAAUGAGAUGCAGUGGUCUUGGUGGUGAUUGGGGAAAGGUGACUGUUCUGGGAACAUCUGGAAUUUCUGGUUCAUACAUCGAGCACAGAGCUUAAUCAUUGACUUAAUAAGAGAUGCAUCAUGGCCUCUAUCUUGUUUGUUGUCUUCAGAAACUCUGUUCAUAUAGGCUGCUUUCUUUUCCUGCCAAUCAACGUUUGCAUUUGUUUCUAUCGACAUUGGUUUGGUUGGAUUUUGUUCUCUGCUCUUCAAUCGAAUAAUAGCAGAAAAACCAUAAUGAUAGAAUUAGUGUUUUGCUUUGAA
Erigeron canadensis is the source of this 1034-nucleotide messenger RNA. RefSeq names its product succinate dehydrogenase subunit 5, mitochondrial-like. Gene Ontology annotation, cellular component: respiratory chain complex II (succinate dehydrogenase). Gene Ontology annotation, biological process: tricarboxylic acid cycle. The transcript is spliced from 4 exons. NCBI's taxonomy places the organism in Eukaryota, Viridiplantae, Streptophyta, Magnoliopsida, Asterales, Asteraceae. The record is from RefSeq and is a predicted model, not a curated record. Bases 134 to 829 code for a protein of 231 amino acids.